AUUGCCAAGCUUUGAUAUCUCUCUCUCUCUCUAGAUGGAAGUGCAAAAUUUAGAACAAGGGCAUGUUAUUGAGGUCCAUUCUCAUGUACCAAGUACGGAGGGGGGAUCCACCUCCGGUGGACGAAAGGGUUGUGAGGCCGGUACACUAUGCGAUUUCUCCGAUUCUAAGAACAGUUCCAAAGAUGCACAAGAGCGUUCGUCCUCUUCGAGAAAACUCUCGAUCGCGGUAGCAUUGUGCAUCCUCUUCAUGGGUGUCGAAAUCGUCGGUGGAAUCAAAGCCAAUAGUCUCGCCAUAUUGACCGACGCGGCUCAUUUGCUAUCCGACGUCGCCUCUUUCGCCAUUUCUCUGUUUUCGUUGUGGGCCGCAGGGUGGGAGGCCAAUCCGCGCCAAUCCUAUGGCUUUUACAGGAUCGAGAUUUUGGGAGCCCUUGUCUCGAUCCAACUGAUAUGGCUUCUCACUGGAAUCCUCGUGUACGAAGCUAUUGUUCGAUUAUUGAACAAUAGUGGUGACGAAGUUCAAGGAUUUUUGAUGUUUUUAGUUUCCGCUUUUGGAUUGUUGGUUAAUAUUAUCAUGGCUGUCUUGUUAGGCCAUGAUCAUGGUCAUGGUCAUGGUCAUGCUGACCAUGGCCACGACCAUGCUGACCAUGAUCAUGAUCAUGACAAUGCUGAUCAUGACCAUGAUCAGCCUUUGCUAAAGUCAAAAGAAGGAGACAAGAAAACGAAAAAGGCGAAGAAUAUAAACGUGCAAGGGGCUUACCUUCAUGUGCUUGGGGACUCGAUACAGAGCGUUGGUGUUAUGAUUGGUGGAGCUGUGAUAUGGUACAAACCGGAGUGGAAGAUUAUUGACUUGAUAUGUACGCUUCUUUUCUCCGUGAUUGUUUUGGGCACUACUAUUAGGAUGCUCCGGAAUAUUCUAGAGGUUCUUAUGGAGAGCACUCCGAGAGAGAUUGAUGCUAAGAGGCUCGAGAAGGGUCUUUGUGAGAUGGAGGAGGUUGUCGCGGUGCAUGAGUUGCAUAUAUGGGCGAUUACUGUCGGGAAAGUGUUGUUGGCGUGCCAUGUUAAAGUUAAGCCCGAUGUCGAUGCUGACGUGGCGCUCGACAAAGUCAUUGAUUACAUCAAGAGGGAGUACAAUAUCAGUCAUGUCACAAUUCAGAUUGAAAAAGAAUAGAUGGUGUGUUGUGUCUCUAUUGUUGGAAUAUGGCAAACAAAAAAAUUAUUGUUUGGUGUGGUU
This is a messenger RNA of Erythranthe guttata (spotted monkey flower), 1231 nucleotides long. Its product is annotated as metal tolerance protein 1. Gene Ontology annotation, cellular component: plasma membrane; vacuole. Gene Ontology annotation, biological process: zinc ion transmembrane transport. NCBI's taxonomy places the organism in Eukaryota, Viridiplantae, Streptophyta, Magnoliopsida, Lamiales, Phrymaceae. Gene Ontology annotation, molecular function: zinc ion transmembrane transporter activity. The record is from RefSeq and is a predicted model, not a curated record.